Messenger RNA from Malaya genurostris, 4794 nucleotides. RefSeq names its product protein eva-1. The record is from RefSeq and is a predicted model, not a curated record. The transcript has 11 exons. Bases 1896 to 3662 code for a protein of 588 amino acids. Gene Ontology annotation, molecular function: carbohydrate binding. NCBI's taxonomy places the organism in Eukaryota, Metazoa, Arthropoda, Insecta, Diptera, Culicidae.
UUUAUUGUCAGUCGAAGGUAAGGACUUCAACGGUGCGCACGGCGUCUCAUCUGAGGAUCUUAAUCAAUCUAACGGUACGUUCCGGUUUGCGAUUCGACGCGAGUUUUCCCCUUUCCCGUCGGGGCCAAGUGUGCAACGGGUUGUGAAUCAGCUGCGUCGACGGAUUCGGUGUUGUGUGGCGCGGAAAAUCGCAGCGAAAGUUAUUGAUGCUGUUGUUGUUAAUGCUUUCGCGUAUCUCGCGCUGGUUCACCCAUUAUCAGUGGCUCGAUUGCAAAAUAUCCGCGCGCGCGUUUCGACUCGAUUGGAAUCCGACCUCACGGGGGUAAAUAGUGUGCGAGUUUUGUCGCGCUCUAAAAAUAAAUUGAAAACCGCAACUGUCGAGCAGAAGAAACCUAUUGAAACUGAAACGAACAGGACAAGCGCGAAUCCGUGCAUGCCGGUUUCGGUUGCGGUUCGAAGAAUUUGUGUAUAGACACUGUCGAGUCGGUAUAACGGCAUGUUAGUAAGUAUUUGGUGAAAUGCUCCGUAUGUUUUGGUACAGAGUAGUGAAAUAACAAUAACAAUUUUCAGUUUCGGUGGAUAAAGCAGCAUCCAUGAAAGCGACAUAAUUGAAUGACGAAAAUUGGAUUACGGUACUGAUGGAGAAGGAUCAUCAAAUCGGUGGGAUCUAAAGUCUUUUUUUUCCGGGCGGUCUUUGUGAAUGGUGAAGUCUUCUUGGUUGAUAGCCUGCCUGACAGUGAGCCGCUUAUCAAACAUGGCUAAAUCUUCAUUACAGUGUGAUUAGGCUCUCGUUCGAACGUUGGAUGCUGUUUUAAAGUGAAGUGAGAUUGUGGAUAUAAUAAAACCAUCUUUAAGUUUCCGGUUCAACUUUCGGGAGAAUGUGUAAUUGAAGUGGAAUUCGGUAACAUAUGUGGUAAUCGUUGUCAACAGUUGGUGCUCAGUAGUGGAAGUACGAGUACGUAUCAAGUGCAAAAUGUUUUCAAAUUUAUGAGUUUAAUGAAAAAGGGAAAUCUCUCCUCUUGACAGAGGGGGUUCUUUUGUGUUGAUGCUUCUCGUACUUGAGCAAAAUGGUGUUUCAAAUGUAAUUAGAGGAGCUUUCUGCAUUCGGUGUGAGAUACCAUCAUCAAACUAAUUUGUGUAUCUUAACACAGCGAGGAUAAUAAAGCUGGUGGUAACGGCGGUGAUGAUAAUGAAGCUGAUAUUGAUGUUGAUGAUGACGCUGAAAAGUGUUAUGGGAGGAAAGGAUUACAUUCUUAGAAAGCACUGACGGUGUUGAUAGAUGAUUCGUUAAUGCCCGUACCAGCUGGUGUUUUGAGAAACGAAAAUUUCGCUGUCAAACUUCAACCGUCGAUUUUUUUCCCGUAGGUGUUUAUUCUAGCGGAAAUGUCGCCGUCGAGAGAUGGUUUUAUGAAUUCAUUCCCAUAACGAGCAGCGUGCAAUAAUGAUAGAGCCAUAUUGUUUUUUACGAGCGAAACGGUCGGCAAAGUUGUGCCGCGAAAAUUCGGUCGGUGCCAACAAAAAAAGAAGAUAACUUUUUUUUCAUUUAAUAGUAAUAAAGUGAGCGGCACAGUAUUUUAAGCGGGGUGUAAAAAGUGAAAUAAUUAAUCAUUAUAAAAUUCAACCACAGAAACGCGUGAAAGUCUCGGGUGAAUCUGAGAUAAUUUCCCGUCAGCGUCAGGAUCAACAUUACUGACAAAGUGCUAUGGUUAUACCGAAGCUUCCCACCGACACGUGAAAUUAAUUAGGUUGACAACGGCUUUCCACUCGCGCCCGGUAUAAUUAAAUGGCAGGAGUAAACAUAUUUGCAACGGUACAAUGCAACAAUAGUUGAAAAAGUAGCCAAAUUAUUGGAGUUAUCGCAACGUCAAGAAGAGGGAAAAGUGAGGCCAUUGUUGAUGUGCGGCAUUUGUCGAAACAGUGCUGUGGAAUCGAAAAUCACCGUAAUGGAAUUAAUACAAAUCAAAUCGAUUCAACAUCAUUUGUUUUAUUGGAUCCUGAUAUUCCUGCUGCUUACGUCGUCACCACUGGUGCUGAGAGCGGAUCCGGAAACACCAAUUUUCAGGGUGGAUCCACUAGCACUGUUAUCAGGCACACUACGAACAUAUCAACGAGCCGGGUGUGAUCGUGAGCUGGUCACAUUGAGCUGUCCCCGAGGUACUAGCAUAUCGAUAGAGGUAGCACAGUACGGACAAAGUGGAGAUGCAAAUGAGCAGAAUUUAUGCCCGCCAAGCACGGAUGAUAGCAUCGAGAUCAGUCUUCCCGGUACGGAGAUAGAGAUAAAAGCUCCCGAAAGCUGUACCUGGCCCAACGCCUUACAGUAUUCUCUGUUGCAGACGGUUGUGGAAGCUUGCCAAAAGAAAAGGCACUGCAAAUUUCUUGCCUCGCCAAAAACUUUCGGUGGCGAUCCCUGCCCGGGCCACAGGAAGUUCGUGGAAGUAGCUUAUAAGUGUAGACCAUAUGAGUUCAGAAGCAAAAUAGCCUGUGAAAACGAUGUAAUACAAUUAAUUUGCAACCCUUAUUCGAGGAUAGCCAUCUACAGUGCUAGCUACGGGCGCACCGAGUACGAAAGCUUACAAUGCUCACAGCCUCAAGGAGUGAAAGAAGAGACAUGUCUUGCAUCUUAUGCCACCGAGACUGUUAUGCAAAAAUGCCACGGCAGGAGAAAAUGCACGCUGUCAGCAGACAGCACAACUUUCGGCAAACCGUGUCGUCCUGACUCGAGGAUGUAUUUAAAAGUUGUUUACACAUGUGUACCCCGGAAAGUGCUCAAGGAUCGUUUUGAAGCUGCACCGGAACCAGAUGAACCGCUACAGAGUGACUUGGAGCAAGAUCACGACGACCUGUACGAUGAGGACCAAUUUUUCCGUGAAUCGGACGCUAUUCCACCCGGUCCGGCACCGAAGCUACAAGGUGGACCAUCCAAUAAUCGAGUGCUAGAUAUUCCAGGCUAUGUGGCCACAAGUAGUACUCCACCGGUGCCACCGCGCUCGAUACAAGAUUUGGUGGAGGACGAUGAGUUCUCUUUCGAGGAGCACCAAGAAAAAUUCUACAUCUACCUUAUAGUUGCGGUAGCAGCCGCAAUCCUUCUCUGCUUGUCAAUAGUAAUCGGUCGCAUGGCGCUGCGGAAGCGCAGAACAGUGAAGGAGAACGAUAAAUUCCAGACAUCAAACACAGGUGAAACGACGCUCCCAAAUGGCUUUACUGACGAUAUAUCGGAAAUAGAUGCGGAUAUCGAUUUGCAAACUCCGCUGCCCGUCCCGAGCGUUUCCCGGAGUGAUAGCUACGGGGCAUAUACACCCUCGCCAGGACCGUACGGAAAUCUGGGACCAUCUAAUAUAUCACAUACCUCAACCACAAUGCUGGUGCCGCCAUGCUCGAUGAGCACGGUGAUGAACACGGCACCGCCAGCCAGCUACCUGAGUGGGCCAAUCAACAUCAUUCCUUCCCAACUUGGCCAGAGUAUAGGAGGUAUCCGUACACCAAUGGCAGCGAUGAGCACCCUUCCCCGACAUCAUCAACAGCCACCGCCAGUGUUUCUGGGAGGUGCCGGUUCGGUGAUAGGCCACUCUCAGACCCUGAGGCGUCCAUCCAAUGAUUUAGAUGGAAACACACCGCGCAGCAUCAGCCGAGGGGCAGCGAAUACACAGUUCUACUACGGAUGACAUCCGGCUAUCGGUCAGUCGUCCGCCCAGUACAAGCAAGCGCACCCUGGCCCACCACAGCCGCAGUCUAUACUGAAGAAUAAAGAGCCAACCAUAAGUGAAGCCGAAGACACCAUCGUGAUGUGUCCACCCAAUCGAACAUACUGUUUCUAGAAUUGCAACAUCAUCCUGCUGCGAAAACAAACCACACUGCUAAACUACCAAAGUGAUAAAGAUCUUGUGUAUUUGUAGUAUGUUUCGAACGGAGCACGAGAGUAGUUAGUUUGUCAUCAGGGUACGUGGACAGGUGACGACAUGACAAAUGAAUCAAGAUUCCAAGGAGCUGGCAGGACUCUAAAAUUGAAUCUGAAAAUUUGAAACUUAUAUCCCGAAAGAACAAUUCAAUUUAUUUAAACGAGCGUUUCUCAAAUUGUUGUAGUCAAUACUUUUAUGAGAAUCACAUAGACAGUCCUGAAGAAAUCGGGAUUAAGCUGGGAAUAAAGAGGAAAUAUGUUAAUAGUGAAAUUAAACACGUUGUGAAAUCUCGACAUUGAUGAUAAAGUAAGUCCAGUGCAAUAAUGCGAUAGGUAUUAAAGGAACGUAGGUUCUUUGGGCAAGUUGGUGGCACACCACAGUAAGUUAUUUUUAUAGACCGAGGCGAACGGUAUUAAUCCGCUACGCACACACGUAAUAAAAUCGUGUUUUAUUGUCGUUUUACUACUGUUAUAGUUUAAUAUUGGAAAUCAGGGUACUACGUGACAGUAACUGAUGAAAUGGAGUUUUUUCACAAACUUCCAUUGGUUGUACUCUGAAGACAUGUGAGCAUUGUUUAUUGACUGGGAAUAAAUUGACACUUAGUGAAUUCGUAUGGAUUUGAAUAUACUAGACAUAAGAAUGAAGCAAUCUUUAGUGUACAGACCAAGUCGACAGAUUUUUUUUGUGUGUAAAAAGUCAAUCGAAAUCGGUAGAUUUAGAAGAAAAAAAGUUAGGAAAACAUGCGUUGAAAUUAAUAAGCGUAUGUUUCGCGACAGAGUAUAAGUUAAUUGUACAGAUGAGCAAUUUAUUUAUUUAUUUUUUUGUUUUAGUGAUCGUACAGGUCGUUUAUAUCUAGCACGAUAUGAAUAACGUAUUUUAAUAAAAUGGUUUAUUAGAA